AUGUCUACUGAAAAAAAAAUUACGUCGUGGAGUGCAUACUUUGAUGUAACAUCGCCAGAAAAAUAUAGCUUCCUAGGUUAUUAUGAAUACCGGUCAAAACAAGAAGACUUUAUUUCUUUCAGAAAGGAGUGUCACAGAUUGAAAACAGAUCUCGCUAACCUAAUGAAGAAUAGCUCGGGUGAAAUGAAGGAGGUCGCCAGUCGGCUGGAAAAAAGUCGUAAGUACUGCAUGUUGGGUUGUAAUAAUGCUUCUUGCAGGAAGGAAUCUACACAACUAAGGGUGACACUUUCGCGCUGUCCACCUUAUCGUCUUCGUGCCUGUUGUGGACAUCGUAAAUAUUAUAAAGACGUUGACAUGUUCUGGAAUCAAAUUGAGAGACGCCAAGCUGAGGCCGAGGCCUCUAGCUCAGUUAUACGAGAUACUACUGAAGCAUUCAAAAAUUCCAUUGCAAGUGUCAAUUCCUCCAUCAUGAACGUUAAUAACACAAUGAUCAAAUAUAAUGAAGAACUUAAGGGUGAUAAGA
Messenger RNA from Funneliformis mosseae, 523 nucleotides. The record is from the annotation of a GenBank genome assembly. NCBI's taxonomy places the organism in Eukaryota, Fungi, Glomeromycota, Glomeromycetes, Glomerales, Glomeraceae.